CAAAAUCGGCUGCUGAUGGUCCUUGCCACCGCCUGCUCUGCUUGUCCUCUUCAUGGAAAGAACCGGAGCUGGCAUGGCCACCACACAAAGCAUGGGAAAGCCAGGACUGUACCGCAUUCGCGACCCCCUACAGAUGGUGUGGGUCCUUCAGGGAAACACUUUAGUCGCAGUUCCUGCCAACAGCAACGUCAAGCCUGUUACCAUGUGCUCGGUGCCAUGCCAACACAUGACAUCUGGCGAGAACAGCCAUAUAUACCUGGGCGUCGAGAGCAGCGGCCUCUGCCUCUUCUGCAUGGAUAUUCAGGGCCAGCCCACGCUGCAGCUGAAGGAGAAGAAUAUCAUGGACCUCUAUGAGGAUCCCCACGUGCAGAAUCCCUUUCUGUUCCUGCGAGCCAUGGAGGGUGCCACCUCCACCUUUGAGUCUGUCGCCUACCCCAGCUGGUUCAUAGCUACCGCCUCUGUGGGGGGGCAGCCCGUCACCCUCACCAAGGACAGGGGCAGAGACUACAACACCAACUUCUACUUUGAGCCCAUGGGGUACAGCCGCCCACUGCGGGUACUGGGCCAGGGCCAGAAGAUGAGCAGCAGAACCUCUGUCUGAGAAUGUGGUCAUCCCAGGAGGCCACUCACACUGACAUCCAUGGCUGCCUCAUGCUCACCAUCCAGUACCACCUCCAGACAUGCGAGUGUGACACCCGACAACCGCUUCUUAUUCUCUCUGCAUCUUGUCCCGCCACCGCCCGCUGCCAAGCUUGUCUGGGAUCACGCUUGAACCUCACUUUGCAUCCUGUUAGCCUGCCUUUCCCUCCGGUCACUGCUGUGCUUCGAGCAGUUGUGGCCUGGCAAGAUGCUGUCUCCAUGGCACCAGCCACCUGUCUCCCUGCUCCAGGCCCCCGGGAUACCUGGGGAAGGACGUUUGAAGGGACCUGCUUGGCACUCAAACACGCACAAACCUGGAAGUAAGAGGGAACCGC
Molecule: messenger RNA, 974 nt
Organism: Pteropus alecto (black flying fox)
Lineage: Eukaryota; Metazoa; Chordata; Mammalia; Chiroptera; Pteropodidae
Product: interleukin-36 beta
Exons: 4
Coding region: 74-601 (175 amino acids)
Biological process (GO): positive regulation of T cell differentiation; positive regulation of gene expression; cellular response to lipopolysaccharide
Molecular function (GO): cytokine activity; interleukin-1 receptor binding
Source: RefSeq, a predicted model, not a curated record